Molecule: messenger RNA, 324 nt
Organism: Paramecium sonneborni
Lineage: Eukaryota; Ciliophora; Oligohymenophorea; Peniculida; Parameciidae
Source: the annotation of a GenBank genome assembly
AUGAAAUCAUAAAGCUAAGCUCCUAAACCAGAUUUCUGUUUACUAGAAAAACAAGCUCCAUCAUUACCUGAUGAUGGCAUCUCUCAGGAAAGCAAGAAAUCUUUUGAUUUUUAGAAAGAUGAAAUACUUAAGACUCGAUAUGAUAGAUUUGGAAAUCAGAUUGAUAAAAAGAAACGGCAGCAGUAAGUGUCCUUUAGAGACAGAAUAGAAAAAAAAUAAAAAUUAUAUGAUCUCAUCGAAUUUGAUUAUUUCGAACUGGAAUUGGACUACAAGGAGAAUUUACAAUUAAGAAAUAAUUAAAAGUAGUGUUGCUAAAUUUAAUGA